GGGCGGGCUUGCCUCGUGCGUGCGCGCGUGCGCGCGGUGUUUCCGGCCGACGGUGCAGGAUGGUGCUGCUGGAGAGCGAGCAGUUCCUGACAGAGCUCACCAGACUCUUUCAGAAGUGCAGAACUUCGGGGAGCGUUUUCAUAACGCUGAAGAAAUAUGAUGGCCGAACAAAACCAGUCCCACGCAAAGGCCAUGUAGAAAGUUUUGAACCAGCAGACAAUAAAUGUCUUCUAAGAGCAACUGAUGGAAAGAAGAAAAUUAGCACAGUGGUGAGCUCAAAGGAAGUAAAUAAAUUCCAGAUGGCAUAUUCAAAUUUGCUGAGAGCUAACAUGGAUGGCUUGAAGAAAAAAGACAAGAAAAGCAAAAACAAGAAGAGUAAAGCAACACAGUGAUGGAACAGUGUCCUACCAUCACUAUAUAACAGACUCGAGUCUUGCUCAAAGCAAAGUCCAUUUCUUUUUGAGUUACCACUUGUGUUUGGCUUUCCUUCCAGCAGGAUACUGGGAUGCAAUCAGUACUUUUGUUUAAUCUGAGAGCAGAAGGUGCUUUCUAUGCAUUGUUGUAUGGCAGGAGUAUUUACAGGGUUAUACUGAAGUAGCUUUACACUCAGCUGCCAACUAGUUUUGUACUUAUACUACUGCUUGUUUUGUUAUUAUACAAGUGGGCAGUGUAAAAUCUGUUGUGGGGGGCGGGUAACACAGGGUGAAGAGAAUGUACUGUACCAGGAGCAAAGUAAGACUGGAGCAGGAGUCUCAGUGACAGAUGCCCAGUUUUAUAGAAAACCCUCAGUAGUACUAGGGAAAGUGGGUGCCAACAUAUUAUCAGAAACACAGCUUUACUGUUUCUGUCUUACUUUGAGGGACAUGUCUACCUGAUGCAGUGCAGAUAUCCCUAAGGCAGCCAGCACAGUGCUUGAGCUCUUAGCAGAGCCAGGCAGCUGUGCCUUUGAUCCAUGCUGAUCUAGCUGUGCUGACCCUGGCUCAGGGUGGGGGGAGGGUAGGACUCUGCAUCAUGUUCCCUUCAGACAUGGCUUAAAAAUGCUCAUGUCACCUAAACUUUUUUUUAAAGCUUCAUCCUUCAGUAUAUUCAGGGAUCUGAAUUUCCCCAUGUUUCACAUCUUAAAGUAGCUCCUUCAUAUUAGCAGAUGUAAAAGAUGAAUACUUAAUUGUUCCUAUUAAACACAAUGAGAAAUGGA
Harpia harpyja (harpy eagle) is the source of this 1195-nucleotide messenger RNA. RefSeq names its product signal recognition particle 14 (gene SRP14). Gene Ontology annotation, biological process: SRP-dependent cotranslational protein targeting to membrane. The record is from RefSeq and is a predicted model, not a curated record. The transcript has 5 exons. The coding region runs from base 60 to 392 and encodes 110 amino acids. Gene Ontology annotation, molecular function: endoplasmic reticulum signal sequence receptor activity; 7S RNA binding. Gene Ontology annotation, cellular component: signal recognition particle, endoplasmic reticulum targeting. Lineage: Eukaryota; Metazoa; Chordata; Aves; Accipitriformes; Accipitridae.